AUGUCUAAGAACACACAAGUAGAAGAAAAUGGAGGAGUCAAGCCAGCCUGUGAGGCUUUGAAGAUAUUCAAGAGAUCAAGGCUCGUGUUCAAACCGUCUCGAAGCGUGUUGUGGUUUUUCUUGGUUGGGGUGUGUCUGGUAUGGAGCCUUUUCUACUUUGAUUACAUAAGCCUGGCUAAAAGUUAUAGCCUUUUGGAUGAUAAAUCAGAGACAUUCGUUGGGCUCAAACUUGACAACAACAGCAACAACAGCAACAACAACAAGAACAAUAGCCUUUUGAAUAAAUCAGAGACAUUCGUUGGGCUCCAACUUGACAAUAACAACAACAACAAAAACAACAACAACAACAACAGCAACAGCAACAACAGCAGCGACAAUAGCAACAACAGCAGCAGCAACAAUAACAACAUCAGUUCCAAGAGAGUUGGGUUUCUGGAAGAAAGUGGAAAUGAUUGUGACGUGUUUGAUGGAGAUUGGGUUUGGGAUGAAUCAUAUCCACUGUAUCAAUCCAAAGAUUGCAGAUUUCUCGAUAUAGGUUUUAGAUGUAGUGAGUUUGGAAGGUCUAAUUUGUCCUAUACUCAUUGGCGAUGGCAACCAAGACACUGUGACUUGCCCAGAUUUGAUGCUAAAGUGAUGCUAGAGAAACUCAGAGACAAGCGGCUAGUGUUUGUUGGAGACUCAAUUGGAAGAAACCAGUGGGAGUCUCUUCUUUGUCUGUUGUCUUCAUCAAUCAAGAACGAGAGCUCGAUUUAUGAAGUAAAUGGGAGUCCCAUCACAAAGCACACAGGGUUCUUGGUGUUCAAAUUUGAGGACUACAAUUGCACAGUUGAAUACUACAAAUCUGCCUUUUUGGUUCCCCAAGGCAGAUCACCGAUUGGAUCACCAGAGAAAGUUAAGACAAGUCUGAAAGUGGAUACUAUGGAAUGGACUUCAAGCAUAUGGAGAGACGCAGAUGUUUUAGUUCUCAAUACCGGACAUUGGUGGAACGAAGGCAAAACUGUUAGAAGGGGAUGCUACUUUCAAGAAGGAGAAGAAGCGAAACUUGACAUGAGUGUAGAUGAUGCGUAUAAGCGAGCUAUCGAGACCGUUGUGAAAUGGAUACAAACCGAAGUCGAUUCAAACAAGACUCGAGCCUUUUUCCGCACUUUCGCUCCUCUUCAUUUCAGGGGAGGAGAUUGGAAAACAGGAGGAAAAUGUCACUUGGAGAUAUUGCCUGAGGUUGGAACAUCAUCGGUUUCAUCAGAGACAUGGAAACAGUUAAACAUCCUCAGAGAUGUGUUUUCACAAUACUCAAACAGAUCAGAGACUAUUAGAAUGAAACUUUUGAACAUAACGGCAAUGUCUGCUCUAAGAAAAGACGGUCACCCAUCGCUUUACUACGCCGGCUCGCAUAGUCCUGCACCGCCUCAUCUUCAAGACUGUAGCCACUGGUGCCUUCCUGGUGUUCCUGAUACGUGGAACGAGCUCCUCUAUGCAUUGCUUCUGAAACAAGAUUCUUCUUCUACUACAUAG
Microthlaspi erraticum is the source of this 1512-nucleotide messenger RNA. NCBI's taxonomy places the organism in Eukaryota, Viridiplantae, Streptophyta, Magnoliopsida, Brassicales, Brassicaceae. The record is from the annotation of a GenBank genome assembly.